Molecule: messenger RNA, 922 nt
Organism: Mercurialis annua (annual mercury)
Lineage: Eukaryota; Viridiplantae; Streptophyta; Magnoliopsida; Malpighiales; Euphorbiaceae
Product: protein CutA, chloroplastic
Exons: 6
Coding region: 71-655 (194 amino acids)
Biological process (GO): response to metal ion
Molecular function (GO): copper ion binding
Source: RefSeq, a predicted model, not a curated record
GCAACUUAAAACGAUACAAUCAAAAUGAAGUAGAUUGUUUGGCUAUGUAGUAGUAUAUAAUAAACACAAAAUGGCUUCAGCGCUUUGUUCAUCAAGAGCUAUAUCAACUCUCUAUUCAUCGACGAUACGGCGACGUUUACCUCUAGUCGGUGCGUUUUGCGUGUUGAGCCUGGGCAUUUCUAAUCUCUGUCCCACUCUCUCUUCUUCUCUCAAACCGGGUUUUGCUCAAUCUCUCCCCUUUGUUCCUCUACUAAGAUCAAAAUUCAGUAUCACCCAAUCACAAGCUAGCGGUAGUAUCAGAAUGGAAGGAGGAAGUGAUAGUAGCAGCAGCAACACUGUACCCAGUAUUGUUGUUUAUGUUACGGUGCCUAAUAGAGAUGCUGGUAAGAAGUUGGCUCAAAGCAUUGUCAAAGAAAAGCUAGCAGCUUGUGUGAAUAUAGUUCCAGGAGUUGAAUCAGUGUAUCAGUGGCAAGGAGAGAUCCAGACAGAUUCAGAGGAACUCCUUAUAAUCAAGACCAGGCAAUCUUUGUUGGAAGCACUGACAGAGCAUGUUAAGGCAAAUCAUGAAUAUGAUGUUCCAGAAGUAAUCUCGCUGCCCAUAACCGGUGGCAGCAUUCCAUACUUAGAAUGGCUCAAGAACAGCACAAGGGAUUGAUUCUCCACUAUAUAUUGUAGAACUUUGAGCAAAAAAAUUAGCACUUGAGCAAAUCUGUGAGUCUCGUUGCUGGGUUGUAUAUGCAAAUUCUCCUUGCUGGUGCAUUUGAUCAAUGUAAAGUGACAUUUUUUGUGGAGACCUAACUAAAAGUAUGUCAAGAAUUGCUGUUGGCCUUUGUGCUGGCAAUUCUGUGAGAAUGGAUGGUUUGUUAUGGUUAAGGUGGUCAUUUUCUGAUUUAAUAAAUCCUUAAUAUUUUUUAUUUCUUUA